Molecule: messenger RNA, 1409 nt
Organism: Corylus avellana
Lineage: Eukaryota; Viridiplantae; Streptophyta; Magnoliopsida; Fagales; Betulaceae
Product: RING/FYVE/PHD zinc finger superfamily protein
Molecular function (GO): zinc ion binding
Source: RefSeq, a predicted model, not a curated record
UGUCAUCAGAAGCGUCAUCGAUGUUGAGUUUCUUCUGAGACCAACGCACAAUCGCACCCACACGCAUAGAGAGAGUCAAGGAGAGAGAGAGAGAGAGAGAGAGAGAGGGAAUUAGGAAUUAGGGUUUUUGUUCAUGAAUUCAUAGUUUGAGGCGGAAACCCAUUGCCCUGCAAUUCUCUCGACAGCUUAUUCUCUCUCUCUCUCUCGCAAUCCAAUGGUGGAUCACUCGGACUCUUCGCCUCUCGUCCCUCCGUCGCCGAUCGCCGAGCCCGGCGAGAUCGACCUCGAGGCCGGCCCGGGCGAACAAAUUCAAUGCAGAAUUUGCCUCGAAACUGAUGGUAGGGAUUUUAUAGCUCCUUGCAAGUGCAAAGGAACUUCAAAGUAUGUACACCGGGAAUGUUUGGAUCAUUGGCGAGCUGUAAGGGAAGGGUUUGCUUUUGCUCAUUGCACAACCUGCAAGGCCCCUUACCAUUUGAGAGUUCAUGUUGCUGCUGAUAGGAAAUGGCGAACCUUGAAAUUUCGAUUCUUUGUGACAAGAGAUAUUAUAUUUAUAUUUCUGGCCGUUCAGCUUGUGAUUGCUUCACUGGCAUAUUUGGUGUAUUUUAUAGAUGGUUUCAAGCAAUUCUGGCUUCGUCAGGCGUGGGGUUUCGAUAGUGAGUUUAGUUUCUAUUACAUAUGUGGAGCUCUAUUGUUUUUUGCGCUGCUUGGGCUGUCUGGGUGCUUUAUUACUUGUUAUGAUCGACGAGUGCGCAAUGAUUUGGCUCAGCCUUGUCGAGAAUUAUGCCUUUGUUGCUGUCAACCUGGUGUGUGUGCAGACUGUCACUUACCUGGUACUCUCUGUAUGUGGACUGACUGUACCACAUGCUUUGAAAGUUGUGCUGGUAUGGCAACUGAAUGUGGUUGCUUAGGAGGUGCUGGUGAAGCAGGGCUACCAUUAUUAUUUAUAAUGGCUUUGAUUGUUCUGGGACUUUUUACUGUGAUUGGGAUAUUCUACAGCGUGUUGGUGGCUACAAUGGUUGGACAGCGAAUCUGGCAACGGCAUUAUCACAUACUUGCGAAAAGGAUGCUAACAAAGGAAUAUGUGGUUGAGGACGUUGAUGGCGAGAUGACAGGAUCUGAUUGGUCUCCCCCGCCUCUUCCCCCGGAGCAUGUUCAACAGCUGAAAACACUUGGCCUCUUAUGAAUUCAAAGGGAGUAAAAAAUGGGCGAAAGUUUUUAGCAGUUAUUAAGAAGAGCUCCAGGGCACUCUUCAUUUGGUCAUAUAUGUAUAAUUGUGAAUGAUAAUUUGUGAAAAAACGUUUCUGAAAUUCUUACUAUUACUUCCCCUUCAGUAAGUGUAAGAAACAAACCAGGUAUAAAAAUUACCUCCAAUAACUAACAACAGGCAUAUUAGUGAUACUUUCAUUUCA